AAUAAAACACGGCUGCUAUUAUUAGAGAAAAAAAAAAAUUACAGCUGCAAGGAAAGGCAAGAUGCAUUCCAAGAGCUCAACCAUUAACCACGUAUUUCCACCUUUCUGUCGAGAGCUCUAAAAUUCGAGUUAAGUUUUCCACGUGCGAACACGCAAAUGGUGAAACGCGCGCGCUCGCACCGUUUGUCUGCGUCACGACUGCACAGUUACUUACGCGAUACUGAAGAAAAAAAACCAACGACUCUUGCGCAAUAGAGGAAAGUACAUCUGAACAAUGAAGUAUGUUACAUUUGGAAUUUCGUUUUUUAGGUUAGAGAGCUAACGUAGAUUUCCAUUUAAUUCAGUCUUUCCUUAAGAUUUUCCCCGACAAGAGAAAACUUUGAACAUUUGAAACAGUCUUUUGAUUCACGAGCGUAAAGAUCCGUGUGUUUGGAAACGUGUUUUCGAGCUAAAAGUGUAAAUCUUUAUCUAUUUAGCUAUGAAGUGGGUAAAAUUUUGUUGAUUUUCCCGGGCUCCGGCUUUUCACGUCGGAAUGAACCACAGUGACACAAUUCAAGCUGUUUUACGGGUAACCCUCACCGUGACAAGUAAGGUCAAGUUGAGCUUAUCAAUAGACACUUAAACGCAAAACUGACCACAGAAUUUAACUAAAUAUCCAGAGAUGUUAAGGGCAAUGUAUUCCUCAUAACUAUAAAUAAAUCGACCAAACUUUUCCAUUGCUUAUCGACAUCAAAUGCAGUAUCCUUAGCAAAAAUCAUGUCAAGUAUUUCAGAUGAAACCUUGCAGACUGUGGAGACACUAAGAUGAUGAAUGAAAUGUUCCUAUGACAUUCAACUUUGAUUCAAGAGUGAUAUUGUAAGGGGAAAAUAGGAACCAGUCACUCUUAUUGGCUAAGGGUUAAAUUACAAAAGUCAAAAUCUAAGGGAAAAGGUUAAGGUAUGUUUAACUUAGUUAGAACUCUUGGAAACUUGAAUUGGCAGUCAAAACAAACGGUAAACCACUGUUAACACAAAUCCAUGAUGAAAUAAACAAAAUAAAAAGAGCAAAUCUUUGAGACGUUAGCUGCUAAACAUGAUUCUUAGAGAAAAGUCAGACAGACCUGCCUUGAAAACUUGACUUUAUGAGAGUAAUGGUUAAAAAUAACGGUUUCAUAAUUUCACCAGUCUCUACCAGCAAUGUAUAGAAAACAUUAUACAUAAAACAAAGAAAGAAGAGGAAAUAAGUUCAGCGACAAAACAACAAAAAAUGAUUCUGCAAAGGACUUUUAUUAGCUGUGUCUUGCUGAUAUAUUCUACCUGUCACUUCUGCCAAGUUUGUGUUUCUUCCCAAACAGCAGAGCUGUGUGGUGUAAGACCGAAAUGGGCCGAGCAGUCAAGUGAUAAAAGGAUCACUGGAGGACAUGAAGCUAAGCCCGGCAGCUGGCCCUGGAUGACGAGCAUUUUUGUUACGGGGCUGGGAGAGUAUUUCAAAUGUGGGGCCGCCCUUAUAUCGGACCACUGGGUCAUCACCGCAGCUCACUGCACCAUUGCCAAUAUUGGACCAAUAGUAGCAGCAGCCAGUAAAUAUCCAGAGAUGCUGAAGGUGCGCGUUGGUGAACAUAAUUUGGAUCAGCCUGAAGGAACAGAGGAGGAUCUAAACGUAAAGAAAGUUGUGCUGCAUCCUAAAUGGGACAUAGGAGUGGAAAACACGCCCAACGGAAAGCAAAUUUAUUCAAAACACGACAUCGCUUUAAUAGAGCUUAGCAGUCCGGUCAACUUUACUUCAAAUGUGAAAAGCAUGUGUCUUGAUAACGGGCAACUCUUUAAAGCUGGCACGAUGUGUUAUAUCGCUGGCUGGGGCACUAAGAAAGUAAAAGGCCCUGCUACAAGAAUUCUUCACGAAGCCGCUUUACCACUUGUGUCGCAUGAACAGUGCAAUGGCCCCAAGUCAUACAGUGGAGUUAUCGGUGGCAACUUGAUCUGUGCUGGAUACAAACAGGGGGGUGUCGAUACUUGCGAGGGAGACAGUGGAGGACCACUAAUGUGCCAAGGAGAUGGAAAGAGGUGGUUCCUGACAGGAGUGGCGUCCUUUGGACACAUUGGCUGCGGUGUACCUUACAAAUAUGGUGUGUACACACGGGUAGUGAACCAUCUACAGUGGAUAUCACAAGUCACAGGGAUGGACCUACCACAGCCACAAGUCGACUAUGUACCGUUGAUUACAUAGAGAUGAUUGAUGGCAGUGUAGUAUUUGACGCUAGCGCGUUUACCGGCAGUUGGGAAGGAAGGAAGAAAGAAAGGAAGGAUGAGGAAAGAGGGAGAGGAAUUUACGCGACAUGCCUGAAAACCAUUACCUGCCUUUUGCAGCCAUAUUCAUGAAGGGUCCUUUAAACAACCCUUGAGAAGAAAAUCACAAACAGAAACUUGCCAAGAAGGCAAAAAACAUGAAGUACAUAGAGCACACCACCGCUUAAAAAAGGAAAAUUUUACUCAAUCUUCUCUUAAUGGAUGCAUUUCCAAUAUCCUUUUAACCUCUACUAUCUGAUCCAUACUGACCGGAGAGUACUGACAUCAACUCGUACGUAAUUUUUUCAUUGAAUAGUACUACGAUCAAUAUUUCUUGAUCAACAUUUAUGAAUCACAAAGCUACCAAGUUCUUCAAGUUUUACGUUAACCUGAUGCUUGAAUAUUGCCCUUAAGUUUUCUAGCCCUAUAAGAAAAAUUAACUACUUGUUCUAUCGAGCAUUCCCUGGAAAAAUAAUGAGUUAAAAUAGGCGAGUAGUAAGCCAAAACCGAGCUAGUGAUAACUCGAACAAAAAGAAACUAUUUUAAGCACAUCAAAAUAAACAGUUCUUUCCUCCUGUCUUUACCGAAAAAAAGGAAUAGCUGAAUAAAUAAAAAACCGAUACACUAACAUCAAUAUGC
Messenger RNA from Pocillopora damicornis (cauliflower coral), 2903 nucleotides. Its product is annotated as trypsin. Gene Ontology annotation, biological process: proteolysis. The record is from RefSeq and is a predicted model, not a curated record. Lineage: Eukaryota; Metazoa; Cnidaria; Anthozoa; Scleractinia; Pocilloporidae. Gene Ontology annotation, molecular function: serine-type endopeptidase activity.